AUGUCUACAUUACACCCAUCUCCUGAUCAAUCCCUCAACAACAGUAGUAACGGCGGAGGCGUACCAAGAGGAAGCGGUAGUCCACCAGCAAUUACACUUGCCCCAGGAGCCUCCCAAGAAUUACUCGCACAAACCUUCGCAGCCGACCCGCGCAUCCACUUCUCCACCGUCACCCGCAGAUGGGCGCUUGAAGACGAGGAUGGAAAUGAGUGGGAGUAUGAUGCGUUGAAGGGUGUUUGGGUGCAAGUUGUGGAUGAAGAGCUGUUAAGACUGCAGCAAGCUGCUUAUUCUGUUCCAGGCGUUGACGAGGAGGCUCCGGCUGCGCCCAUUCUCAAGCGACUCAAUAAGAAACGAAAAGAACCAGAAGACUAUACCUCUGCAACAACUCCUCAAGCCGGACAUUCCAUCAAACGAGGCAAGGGCUCAAAUAACAACAAUAAUGGCAACAACAGCUUCAACAACAACAAUGCAUCCACCAACAACGCCGUUGCUUCUUCAUCAAACACCACCACCCACCCAACCCAACGCAAAUCCAAGAACACAGCAGUCUACGUCACCCGUCUCCCACCAGACACAACCCCCGAAGAGCUCGCAGCGCGGUUCGCCCGAUGCGGCGUGCUCGAAGAGGACGACGACGGAGACCCGAAAAUCAAAUUAUACGCACGUGAUGACGGAAGUUUCUCUGGCGAGGCGUUGGUGGUGUAUUUCAAGGAAGAGAGUGUUGCACUUGCGGUGGCGAUGCUUGAUGAGGCGGAGCUAAGGAUUGGUGAGCCGAGUACGACCAUGAGUGUUUCGCAGGCGGAGUUUGGGCACAAGGGUGAGGUUGGUGGAGGUGGAGGUGCUGGUGCUGCUGGAGAAGGAGAGCAUAAACCGAGGAAGACGAUUGAUAAGAAGAGGGCUACGAAGAGGAUAGGGAGGAUGCAGAAGAAACUAGAAGACUGGGGCUCAGACGACGACUUCGGACCUUCUCCCGACGCAGCAUCCUCUUCCAUCCGAGCAGCAGGAGCAGCAGGAGGGGUAAACAACAAAAACGCACGUGUCGUCGUCCUCAAACAUAUGUUCACCUUAGACCAACUCCAGGAAGACGCGUCACUCAUUCUCGACCUUAAAGAGGACGUUAGAGAGGAGUGUUCCCAGUUGGGAGAGGUGACGAACGUGGUGCUGUAUGAUGAGGAACCCGACGGAGUGAUGACAGUCAAGUUCCGAGAACCAAUCAGCGCUCAAGCAUGUGUCCUCAAAAUGCAAAACCGCUUCUUCGACGGCCGCCGCGUCGAAGCCUCUCUCUACACCGGUAAACAGCGCUUCAAGCGUAGCGGUCCCGGCGGGGGCGAAGCAUUUGGAGACGACAUCGAGGGAGAGGAUGACGAGGCGGAGAAACAGCGUUUGGACGAAUUUGCUAAUUGGCUUAUGACAGAGGGGGAUUGA
Messenger RNA from Fomitiporia mediterranea MF3/22, 1425 nucleotides. RefSeq lists its product as uncharacterized. Bases 1 to 1425 code for a protein of 474 amino acids. Lineage: Eukaryota; Fungi; Basidiomycota; Agaricomycetes; Hymenochaetales; Hymenochaetaceae. The transcript is spliced from 6 exons. Gene Ontology annotation, biological process: mRNA splicing, via spliceosome. Gene Ontology annotation, molecular function: RNA binding. The record is from RefSeq and is a predicted model, not a curated record. Gene Ontology annotation, cellular component: U2-type spliceosomal complex; U2 snRNP.